CCAGUCCCUUCCAAAUACAGCUUGAAUGGUCGCACCGGAUGAUGGUACCCGUCAGUGGCGGCAUCCCCAGACGCUACAGAGUCGAGCGGACAAUGGCUGGCCCCAUUGAAACACCUCGGCAUGGCUCUUUGGCUAUUUGAUAUGACAGGUGCCCAAUAUUCGUACGUGCGAUGACUUCAAGUUCAUCCAGACUUUUGCACAAUACCUCAGCUUUAUCAACCAAAAAGGCCGUCAGCACCAUGUCUCUGUCCGUGGCGGGAAAAUAUGCAGUCAUCACCGGCGCGGGAUCAGGCAUAAACCUCGCCUUUGCAAAAUUGCUCCUAGAAAAAGGCUGCUCCGUCAUGAUGGGCGACCUCAUCCUCCGCCCCGAAGCACAGCAGCUCUUAGAGCAAUACCCUCACCCCCAACCCGGCAGCGAUAACAACACCAACCGCCCCUCCGCCCUCUUCCAAGAAACGAACGUCGCAUCUUGGCCCGACCUAACCCGCCUCUGGUCCAGGGCUCUCUCCUCCUUCCCCCAAAUCGACAUCGUCGUCCCCGGCGCGGGCCUCUUCGAACCAGCGUGGAGCUCCUUCUGGCACCCUCCCAAGACAGAUUCGAACCCAGACAGCGAAUCGAGAGACGCGGCAGACGCGGAGCCGGGUACCUACGCCGUUCUGGACGUGAACUUGACGCACCCGAUCCGGCUGAGCCAGCUUGCGAUCGGGUACUGGACGCAGGAGGGGAAAGGGGGAUGUUUGGUGCACGUGAGCAGUAUCGCGGGACACGCGGCGGGGAUCGGGUCGCCGUUGUACAUUGCGAGUAAGCAUGGUCUUCACGGGUUUGUGAGGUGUAUGGCGGGGAUGAGGGAUCGGUUGGGGAUUCGGUGUAGUGCUGUUGCGCCGGGGGCCGUGAUGACUCCAAUGUGGUCGGAGGACCCGGGGAAGAAGCAUAUGACGCAGGGCGAGGGCGUCGAGCUGUUCCUCGAGCCAGAAGAGGUUGCGAGGGGCAUGCUUGAGCUUUGCGAGAAUCCAGAGUACGGCAACGGGACGAUUUUGGAGGUUUCCAAGGGGGCUACGCGCGUUGUGCCUCUAUAUCGGGCUGAGCCGCCUAGUGGUGUUGGCGUUGUGCUGCCCAGACUGGCUGAGAAUGCGGAAAAGGUGUGGAAGAAGCUUGAGGGCCCUGGGCUGAAGAUUUAGUCUGCCUGGAGGGGGGCUGUGAGCCUCAAUUCAACGUCAGUAACCAUUUGGCUUUGGUCUCGGCAAUCUUGUUGUGUCUCUGGGGAGGAUUCACCCGAUGUAAUUCAGCCAAUUACUCGCUCCAAGAUCUUUCUAUAUCUCGAGUAUCAAGAGUGAUGGACAAAAUUCGACUGGGGGAACCCGCAGCACUUCGCCUCGCCACCCCAAGGCGGUUUGACCAUGCGUGUGUUUGGGAACUUCACGUCUGGAACAAUCUCGUCGAGAUCGAAGUCCCCGUAUUGGCGCCUGAGGGCGGGGUUGCCUUUGGUAGCAUGACGAGCGGAGGGUAGCGGGUAACUGACUACUCCAACGAAAAGUACGAAGGCGUCCUUUCCCGGUCAUGGCUUAUUCUUCGUUGAAUAUGCAUAUGACACCCAGAAACGUACUGCGGCACUUAUAGU
Molecule: messenger RNA, 1618 nt
Organism: Colletotrichum acutatum
Lineage: Eukaryota; Fungi; Ascomycota; Sordariomycetes; Glomerellales; Glomerellaceae
Product: short chain dehydrogenase
Exons: 3
Coding region: 171-1178 (335 amino acids)
Cellular component (GO): cytoplasm
Molecular function (GO): oxidoreductase activity, acting on the CH-OH group of donors, NAD or NADP as acceptor
Source: RefSeq, a predicted model, not a curated record